This is a messenger RNA of Clupea harengus (Atlantic herring), 6861 nucleotides long. RefSeq names its product ASXL transcriptional regulator 2 (gene asxl2). The record is from RefSeq and is a predicted model, not a curated record. The coding region runs from base 128 to 3949 and encodes 1273 amino acids. The transcript has 14 exons. Gene Ontology annotation, biological process: animal organ morphogenesis; positive regulation of transcription by RNA polymerase II. Gene Ontology annotation, cellular component: PR-DUB complex. Gene Ontology annotation, molecular function: DNA binding; peroxisome proliferator activated receptor binding; chromatin binding. NCBI's taxonomy places the organism in Eukaryota, Metazoa, Chordata, Actinopteri, Clupeiformes, Clupeidae.
CUAGCGUUGUACAGUAAAAACCCAAUAUGGCAGAAAUGGUGGCUCUUGCACGGUAACUAAAGCAACAUUUCCACACAAACAGCGGGACGCACUUACAAUCGGUCGACACUCCUCACCGACCGCAAACAUGAGGGAGAAACAGAGGAAGAAGAAGGGACGGACAUGGGCAGAAGCAGCUAAAACGGUGUUGGAAAAGUACCCCAACACUCCCAUGAGCCACAAGGAGAUCCUCCAGGUUAUCCAGAGAGAGCGCCUGAAGGAGAUCAGAAGCGGGACGUCGCCCCUGGCCUGUCUGAACGCCAUGCUGCACACCAACUCCCGUGGGGAGGAGGGCAUCUUCUAUAAGGUUCCGGGCCGGAUGGGAGUCUACACACUCAAGAAAGACACAGCGGAUGUGGUGAAGGAGCUGUCAGAGGAAGGUUCAGAGGACAGCAGUGAUAAUCUUUCUGACAGCCGCAGCACUGAGAACAGUAGCAGCAACAACAGCAAGGAGGGCAGGAGGGGCAGAUGGCGAAGGAGGGUGCCGGCCAAGCUGAAGUCCCAGCCCUCCUCCCCACAGUCGCGCUGCUCCUCCCCCUCUGUCCCCUCCAGUAAGCUCAUCUCGCCCUCCCAGAAGCACAGCAAGAAGGCCCUUAAGCAGGCACUGAAGCAGCAGCAGCAGAGGAACCAGCGGAGGCAGUGUGUGAUGGCGUCCGGCUCAAGCCCACGGCUUCUGCUGAAGAGUGUGAAGGGUCUGGCCGACAGCGUGGACGCCAAGCCAGGUAGCGCAGAUUACCCACAAUCCAUCUCUGCAGCCCACUCAGCCAUCACAGCCUACCCACGCUUACGUUCAUCCGUCUCCGGCAAGACAGCGUGGGAGCUGAAGCAGGUGGAGCGCCCCCCUGCGAGUCCUCAGAACUCCAGCUCGUCCUCUUCCUCGUCCUCAGCGAAGGCAGACUGUCCCCCUGCCGGCAGGAAGCUCUCUCAGCGGUCCAGCCGCCUCAGUGCACGGCAAAUGAAGCGCAGCCGGUGCGAGAUCGACGUGGAGACACCCGACUCCAUCCUGGUCAACACCAAUCUGCGUGCCCUCAUCAACAAGCACAACUUCUCCGCCCUGCCGCACGAGUGCCAGCUGAAGCUGCUCAAGCUGCUGCCCGAGGUGGACCAGCAGGCUUGCAUGGACGAUCCUGUCCUGAAGGUCACUAGCUCUGCCUUAAACAAUGAAUUCUUCACUUCGGCAGCCCAGUCCUGGAAGGAGCGACUCUCUGAAGGCGAGUUCACCCCUGAGCUGAGGUUGCGGAUGAGGCAGGAGAUAGAGAAGGAGAAGAAGGUGGAGCUGUGGAAGGAGCACUUCUUUGAGAACUACUACGGCGAGCACUCUGGUUUGGAUUUGGAAGAGUCCAGAGAGCUUCUUGAGGCUGAGGGCACUGAGGCUCCCUCUCCCUCCCAGGAGCGGACCAAGCUGUCCUGUAAACCCUCAACUGUACACGUCACCAGGGGCAAGCAGGAGCAGAGCCAAGACCUCCAACCAUCUCCCACAGAAUCAGUAUCCGAAUCAGAACCAGAGAAACCGUUCAGCCAGGCACCACCAAGCCCUGUACGGUCAGCUGAAUUGCCGCAGAGGGGUUCACAGGCAGCCCCAGAGGUCCCCCAUAGCCCCACACUCACACCAUCAAUACCACAGAAGGCAGAGGCCAGCCAUCCAGCAGUGCGGGAGGCCUCCACCCCAGAAGCAGCCCCUGCCCCUGCUCCUGCUUUAGCUCAGGAAGGACUCACUCCAGCUCCAUCCCUUACGCCAUCCCCUGUCUCAGCUCCCUCCCCAGCCACUAGUCCUCCUGCUCCUCCUGCUUCUGCUCCUCCUGCUCCUCCUGCUCCUCCUGCUUCUGCUCCUGCUCCUGCUCCUCCUGCUCCUGCUCCUGCUCCUGCUCCUGCUCCUCCUCCUGCUCCUGCUCCUGCUCCUCCUGCUCCUCCUGCUGCCACUGCUGCACCACUGGUCUCUGGCACUCCACGCAGAGAUGAGAAGGCCCAGGCUGCUCGCAAUGACAGCCCAGGAAGCGCAGCAGCAUUAGAGUGUCAUGUGGCCUCUCCUGCUCCGUCCACAUCCCAUGAGCUGUUGAAAAGGAAGUCCUCCGGCCAGCAGGAGGCAGAGGCGAGUCCUGAGAAAAAGCCAUGCCCAGCUCAGCCAGCAGGAGCCUCAUCAGUCACAGCAGCAGCAGCAGCAGCAUCAUCAUCAUCAUCAUCAUCAUCAUUAUCACCCCCCACCACCACCACCUCUUCAUCACUGCCGUUAUCUACAUCAGCGCCAGCAGUCACUCCCAGUAAAGAGCAGAGGGUACCUCCUCUCAUUAUCCCUGUAUCUCGUAUCCUGGCAGCAGCUGCUCCUCCCCCCAGUCCCGUGUCGCCCAGACCCCCCCUGGUGGUGGCCCCCCCUCGCUCAGGCCGCACAGGUGCCCGCACGCUGGCCGACAUCAAGGCCAAAGCGCAGCAGGCUCGCGCCCAGAGGACAGCCGCCGCUGCCGCCGCGGGCACCUCUCCCCGAGGGGCAGUGCCAGGGCCCGGACCUGGUGGGGGCAGCGCCCCCUCAACCCCCUCCUCGGUGUCCAGUGGGAGCGAGACGCCCUCUCCGGUCAAACUCAGCCCGGCGUCUCCAGCCUCCGCUGGCUGUCUCUCGCACACACACUCAGACAUCAGAGCUGCGUCUGGAUCGCACAGUCACCAGUUACACUCGCACAGCGUCUUCAAGCCCUCGCUCUCACACUCUCAGAGGCCUCCAGUGACUGGCCUCAUGGCAAACACAGCGGCGUCUCUCUCGCUUUGCGCCGCUCUCAAAUCCAACUCGUCCAUCCCGGCCAAUAACCCUCUGGUCACGCAGCUGCUGCAGGGCAAAGAGAUCCCCCUGGAGAAGAUCCUCCCCAAACCCCUGGCCCGGGGCGAGCUCCCCAAUCUGCCCACCUCCAGCACUGGGCACGAGGACCAAAGCAGACUCCGCCAGCAGGUCUUGGGUCAGCUGGUGAUGCCCGGUCAUCCAGGCACCUCUGGCCCGGUCAGGCCUGGGUUCAGAGCGGAGCAGCCUGUCUUUCAGCAGCCGCGGGAGACGCUCGACAAGGAGACCCAGGAGCAGAUCCUUCAGGUGUUCAUGCAGAGGAGCCAGCACGGCCAGCCGUACGGCCCUGCGGUCCCGCAGCAUGACCCUCGAGCGCUGGGCGUCCCGCCGCCACCUAGCUGCCAGGACCGGCCCUUCUUCCCCAUGGGGAUGCUGGGCCGCAAGCGCAGCUCCCGGCCGGCCAUGACGGGCCACUACCUGCUCAAUGUGUCCACCUAUGGCCGCUCGGAGAGCAGCAAGCGUGCGCACCUGUCUCUCCCGCAGGUGAGCCUGAAGACGGAGAGCCCCGAGGUGGGGGAGGUGCGCUUGAAGGAGGAGGAACCGGAGGAGAGAAGAGCGAUAGCGGAGGAGGAGGGGGAGGGGGGGAAGGGGGUGAAGAUGGAGGAGCCCGACAGCCCCCAGAGGUGCUCCUGGGUGAAGCAGGAGGCCGGGGUGGACAGUCAGAGUGCGGAGAUACAGAUGAGCAGCACCAGCACCAGCACCACACACAGCAGCAGUAACUCUGAGAGCCCCCAGGGCUGGGGCCCGUCGCUGGGCCCCUGCUACGGGGGCACCAUCAGCAUGUCCGUCCCCCCGGCUCUCAACCACGCCUCGGCCGGGUCCGCCCCCUCCUCGGCCGACGCCAGCAGCGGGAGCGUCAUGUCCUUCUCCGUCACCGUGACGACCAUCCCCGCCGGCCACCCGGGCAACCCAGGCGAGGACUCCCCUGAGCAGGUGUUCAUGGAAGGCGGCGCGAUGGAGGAGGUGCAGUCCAAGUGCUACUGCCGCCUCAAGGCCAUGAUCAUGUGCAAAGGCUGCGGGGCCUUCUGCCACGACGACUGCAUCGGGCCCUCCAAGCUCUGCGUCUCCUGCCUGGUGGUGCGGUGAUGGCGUGAGCGCAGGAGGUGCUCCGAUGACUUUGCAUGAAUGUGUGUGUGUUUGGAGAGAGGGUGCGCAGGUGUUGAGGAUCCGUUGGGACUGGAGCCGGAGUCGAGUGUAUCCUGCUCUGACUCCCGGUCUCAGCCGGGGAGUCGUCUCGCUAGCAGUUUGGAAGUUUAACAAGCACCUUGACUUAAAAACAAAAACAAAACCCUGAGGCACGACUUUGAGUAGUGGCAAUAUUUUCUAACUGAUGUUUUGCUCGAUAUUUUUUUUUAAUAUUGUUGAGGCAUUGUUGUUUUUGUUUAAAAAAAAAAAAAAAGGAAUAAAACAAGGGUAUUUUUGUAGAAACUAAAGGCCCACUAGGAAGCUCCUGUGAGGUUAAGCCACUGGGGACCCUUAUGCAGAAAACAGGGCGUGAGGCCUCCGACUGCACUCUCUGCUGUAGUCUCAGCGCUCUCCAGAGUCACCUGCGUGAGGAGCCGCCUUUGAGCCACUGCAGUACGUGCGCUAACUGCAUGACUGCUGGGUACAUGUGUAGAAGGCAGCGGUGGAGAGGGAUGGGGAUCUGCUUCAUCAGGUGAUGAAGCCACAGGACAGGCUUCAUCUUAAAGUACGGAGCUUUCCAAAAUCACACUCACCUCGAGAGACACAGAUGAAGGUUUAGAAAUGAGUGGACUUAUUUGAUCAAAACAGCUUGAUCAGUGAAGGUGGCAAUGGCAAUAAUUUGUUGAUUUUUUUUUCCUCUCCAAAAUAUUUAUAUUAGAUGCAAACUUCUAUCUAUAAAGAGAAAGAUAGAUCUGGAUUAUUUCAUUCGAUUGUCAAUCCAUACAGAGUUGAGCUAACUUUUCUUAAAAGGUUGCACGUCAUUUUUAAUUUUUUUUUUUUGUAGAAGAACUGCAGGGUUAAGGACUCCAGGUGCUUACAGUCCAAACUGAGAGAUGUGCAAGGACACGACAUGAUCUCUCUAAGACGUGUUUUCUCAGGAGUAAGGAGCCCAGGUCGUGCCAUUUCAGCAUAUUAAUGUGUGUGUGUGUGUGUGUGUGUAUGUGUGUGUGUGUGUGUCACUCUCGCGUUUCAUGAAACUGUGUGAACUGGUACUGCCUCCCUCAGCCAAGCUUUGGGAAAAUGUAGAUAAACUGUUCCGUACAAUCUGUCAGACGUUAAAAAAAUUUACCAAGAAAUAUACAGAAAAAAAAACUUUAUGUCCGUUUUUGUAGUAGCUGUGUGAUCAGUGAAGUAAUGCUUAACACUCAGAAGGGAGAAUAUGAAGAGUUGUGCUUCGAUGCUUUUUUGUAUUGUAAAUAUGGGCUUUUGUGGAGUUGUAUUGAGGAUUUAAAUUUUUCUAUGUUAAUUUUGUGUAUCUUGCUUAAUCAUAUCCAUGUUGACAUGCUUGAGUUUACCUUAAAAAAAAACUUAGAAGAAACAACAACAAAAAAAACAAUCACACUAUAGGUGUCUAAACGCUAAAUGUUGAACCAUAGAGCUGUCCUCAGACAAUUCAGAGUGAAGUCACAGAAGAGUUGGUCUAUUUUACUAUGUGUACAUCAACUUUCUGUAACACGGGUGUGCAUGCUGUGUCCAUCCUAAAAGAAACAUACCAAUCAUGUUUUAUAACGUCUACCAAGACCCUGAGACAAUUACAAACCUUCUUUUCUAUGUCAUUUCCAUGGUAAUAUACCAAAGUCGACUUAUGGAAAACUAAAUAUUCAGGAUUUUGUUUUUAAUGUCUGACUAGCUAAGCAAAGUAAUAUAUUUUAAGUAAUAUAUUUUAAUAACAAAAAAAAAUCUAUUUACGAAAUUGUUUUUAAAAGAAACAGGGUAUUUGUUAAAGCUCUAUAUUGACUGUCUCUUUGGUAAGCCUCUGUCCGGCUGGGACAGGCCUCUUUCUACAGACUUUUGUAACAGAACGUCCCUGACUGACCUUUCCUAUGUGGCCCUCCUUUUCUUAUUUCUGUAUUUUUGUAUGGAUGUAUUGUGUGUAUGUGUGUGUUGGUGACUCUAUCAUGGUAAUGUGAACUCUGACCUUUGACCUGUGUGUUAAGCGUAUGGUUAGGUGUGGGGUGGAAAGCCUCAGAGCUCAGUGCCAUAGAGAGGAAUAGUGUGAGGUGAGGGACAUCUCUGUAUAGAGGGAUUAUAGAGUCCACAUGGACACUAUAAAUAACAUUGUGUGUGUGUGUGUGUGUGUGUGUGUGUGUGUGUGUGUGUGUAUGGUGGUGGGUGGGUGGGUGUUUAGCUACCUGUGUAUAGGUGUGUGACUGUGUAUUGUAAAUGUCAGUGAAAAGCAUGUCUAAAAGGCUUAGUGAGGAACAUCUGGCUUUGAGUGAUAAAAAACACGAUUGUUGUGCAUUUUUUUAAUAUUUUGUUUUUAUUUUCUGUUCAGACGUUCCCUUCGAGUCAGACACAGUAGGCUAGUCCUGACCCCACCCUGAUCAAUCAGUGUCUGAUCUUCACUAGAGAGCUGUCUCUCCAGUUGGUAAUGUGUUGUGCACUGGGAGACUAGUGGCUCACAUAAGCAAGAAGCCACCCUAGCGACUGAGUAACUGGGUAAGUUGGUGAGCACGGAGCAAGGUAGACCAAUCAGGUGGCUUGAUCCUUUUGGCUUCUCAACACCAGUGUCAAAAAUGUCACACCCCACUUUUAGUGCUCAACCAACUAACCCUCUUUCAGAUGAAUGAAGCGGGAUGAAUGUGCAAGGAUUGGGGGGGGGGGGGGAGUGUGAUGUGUGUAGUUUUUUGUUGUGGGCAUUUUUAACAUUCUCCUGUUCACCCAGUGUGUGCGAUAUUCAUGUGGAAGCUUUCUGAAGACUCUGUAAAAACAAUACGAUGAAUGUAAUAUAGCAGUCCUAAUCAGCACUUGUAAACAAAGUGUAUUUUACCAUCAAAUAUUAUGAAUAAAUGACAAAGAAUGAAACUCUUGAA